This is a messenger RNA of Aspergillus pseudonomiae, 1439 nucleotides long. Its product is annotated as putative dephospho-CoA kinase. Gene Ontology annotation, molecular function: ATP binding; dephospho-CoA kinase activity. Bases 513 to 1331 code for a protein of 272 amino acids. Gene Ontology annotation, biological process: coenzyme A biosynthetic process. The transcript has a single exon. NCBI's taxonomy places the organism in Eukaryota, Fungi, Ascomycota, Eurotiomycetes, Eurotiales, Aspergillaceae. The record is from RefSeq and is a predicted model, not a curated record.
AACAAUAUUAGUUAAUUAUCACAAGGGGCGUUAGGUUUUGGGCACUAUAGGAACUCUCAACAUGAAUUCGACAAUAAUGAGCUCGUCUACUUUAUCAUGCAGUCUUUCUUCCUUUUAAAUAGAGCAUUCAAAGACAUAAAUGCCGCAUUGUAAUGCAAGACCCUGGUAUUAAUGCCCGUAUGAUAAGCCAUCAGGUGGUAUCAGUUCAGGUGUCACCAACAUAAGAGCCGAGGUUAGUCUGCUUGUCAAGCUCUCCCCACAUCUCCGAUCCAACUCCGCCAUCUUCAAGAACACACUCCUUCAACCUCCUCCAACAUACACAAUUCCUCAUCUCCACGCCAAAACCACUCCAUCGACACCCCACAACCCUCUCCACCAACAACUCAGACCAAACCCACCACAAGACGACCUCCCACCUCCCCGCAACUCAAUUCCGAACCCCACCAACCCUCACCACCCUCGAAAGACCAACGCCCAAGAACCAGAACCAGAACCCCAACCCGCAAACCAAAAUGCUCAUAAUCGGCCUAACAGGCUCAAUCGCCACCGGCAAAUCCACCGUGUCCAACUUCCUCUCCUCGCCCCCCUACUCCAUCCCCAUAGUGGACACGGACCUGCUCGCCCGCCAGGUCGUCGAACCAGGAACACCCGGCUACAAAGCAAUCGUCAACUACUUCGGCCCCAGCACCCCCGACCUCCUGCUCCCGGCAUCCCCAGAUGAUCCGACGGGGUCCAAAUGGCCCCUGAACCGACCCGCGCUCGGCCGUCGCGUCUUCGGCACAACAGAGGAGCGCAAGCGCGAUCGCAUGAUCCUCAAUAAGAUCGUCCACCCGGCUGUCCGGUGGGAGGUCUAUAAAUCCCUCCUGUACUACUAUAUCCGGGGCCACUGGGCGGUUGUCCUCGACGUCCCGCUUCUGUUCGAGAGCGGCAUGGACUUCAUCUGCGGGACGGUGAUUGUGGUCGGGGUGCGGGAUCCGGAGGUGCAGAUGGCCAGGCUGCGUGCGCGCGACCCGCAUCUGAGUGCGGAGGAUGCGGAGAAUCGGGUCAAGAGUCAGGGUGAUGUGAAGGGGAAGGUGGAGAAGGCGGAGUUCCGGGGUACGCAGUCUGCGCGGGGCGUGAUUGUUUGGAAUGAUGGGGAUAAGAGCGAUUUGGAGAGGGAGGUCAGGAAGGCUGUUGGUACCAUCUCGGGGACGAGUCCCAGGUGGUGGGCUUGGUGUUUGCUUUUGGCGCCGCCGUUGGGGGUCGGAGCUGCUGUGUGGAAUAUGGCGGUGAAUUUUGUGACGCAGAAGAGUUGGGAGAAGAGGGCUAAGGAGGAGAAGGCGAGAUUGUAGAUUUAUUUAUUUUUUUUUCUUUUCUUUUCUUUUCUUGUGCCGUGUUUGGGUGCUGUUUUUCUGGGAUGAUUGGCGCUGGUUUAUGGGAUUUGUGUCGUGUAUGCGUUU